This is a messenger RNA of Dentiscutata heterogama, 357 nucleotides long. NCBI's taxonomy places the organism in Eukaryota, Fungi, Glomeromycota, Glomeromycetes, Diversisporales, Gigasporaceae. The record is from the annotation of a GenBank genome assembly.
AUGCCAAAGAAACAAAAAUAUAAUGAGGAAAGUAGUGCUUAUUCGUCCAAACAGCAUAACUAUGCGGAAAGGCAGAAGUUAUCGCAUAAGUUUAAUUUAGUUUUAAAUAAUAGAGGUAACACAAUCAAUAGUAUUAGAGAUUUUACGAUUUUGGAUGCAUAUAAGCUUACUGAAAAAGCAUGGGAAAAUCUCACUGAAAACACAAUUAAAAAUUGCUGGAAAUCAACUGGAAUAUUACCAAAUUUUUUAAAAAAUGAUGGAAAUUCUUCUACGCCCAAACAUUUGGCCGGAACACCUACGAAUACCAAGAGUAUUUCGACUCAUUCCGAAGAGGAUUUCCAAUGUUUUUCCAUAUGA